Molecule: messenger RNA, 741 nt
Organism: Quercus robur (English oak)
Lineage: Eukaryota; Viridiplantae; Streptophyta; Magnoliopsida; Fagales; Fagaceae
Exons: 2
Coding region: 1-741 (246 amino acids)
Source: RefSeq, a predicted model, not a curated record
AUGCCUAUUCAGAAGUCAGAACAGAAACAACAUUUGCUCCUGUUGCCAAGUUGGUCACUAUUCAAACUUUGUUAUCUGUUGUCUCUGCUAAAACUAGCCCCUCCAUCACUUGAUGUCAACAAUGCUUUUCUCCAUGGUAAUUUGGAUGAGGAAGUGUACACGAAACUUCCACCUGAUUAUUCCUUAUUUACCAAGAUCACAAGGACAUCCUCCACCUUUGUCUUGGUGUAUGUUAAUGACAUCAUUGCACGAUCUAAGAAAGGCAUCUUCUUGUGUCAACGAAAAUAUACAUUGGAUAUCCUUAAAGAUGCAAGAUUAUUGGGUGCUAAACCAUCUGCUUUCCCCAUGGAACAACAGCUUCACAUGACUCCCACCAAUGGAACUUCUUUAUCAGAUCCCUGUGCAUAUCGUCGACCUGUAGGUCAUCUCAUCUACCUUACUGUCACUAGGCUAGACAUUGUCUACUCAGUCCACAUUUUGAGUCGAUUUAUGCAAGAUCCUCGCACCACUCACAUGGAUGCUGCCAUUCGGGUGCUUCGAUACCUCAAAGGCACUCCUGGAAAAGGCAUAUUACUCUCCUCAUCCAAUCCACACACUGUAAGUGGUUUUUGUGACUCAGAUUGGGCAGGCUGCCCUGUGACUCGACGCUCUACUACUGGUUUUUGUGUUUUCCUUGGCGCUAAUCCCAUCUCAUGGAAAACAAAGAAGCAAACCCCAAUGGCUGAAAUAUCUUUUGGAUGA